Molecule: messenger RNA, 3942 nt
Organism: Menidia menidia (Atlantic silverside)
Lineage: Eukaryota; Metazoa; Chordata; Actinopteri; Atheriniformes; Atherinopsidae
Source: the annotation of a GenBank genome assembly
UUUUCUAGUAACACUGCACGUGUGUUUAAGGUAUACUUACACGGGGUCUUUAUAAGUAAUCAAUUCCCCUCUUGCAGCCCUAAACAGUAUUUUCACUUGCGCGUAACUGUACUUGAACUUUACGCACAGACACCAAACCUCUUCAAACUCUCUGUCUUCCCUCCUCUCCAGCCGAUGUACAAGGAGGUGUCACCUGUAGAUAGCAAAUACCGGAUAUUUGCUUAAUAAGUUUUUGCCAGCGGGAUAGCGAUCCUCAGCGCAGCGCCUCGAUUCAGCCCCUCUGCGGUACCAGAACCCUCAGGGGGCCUUGAGAGCACCGCGCCGGCGUGGACUCCGCACGCACCGCAGAGAUGAACAUCCAGGUCCUACCAGAACACAAACUCUCAUCGGUUGCCCCGCUGAAACAGUGCAACGUGGAAAAGAAAGAGGUUGAACUGAUACUCGUGAAGGACCAGAAUGGUGUACAGUAUACCAGUUCCACAAUCAUCCCCACCCCUGGGCACUGCGCAGGUCCUCCUGGGUCCACCUCCGAGACAGAGCGAGAAACUUGGAGCAAGAAAAUUGACUUUCUCUUGUCGGUUAUUGGCUUCGCGGUGGACUUGGCAAAUGUUUGGAGAUUUCCUUACUUGUGCUACAAAAAUGGAGGAGGUGCCUUUUUGAUCCCCUAUAUUCUUUUCCUGGUAAUUGCGGGGAUGCCGUUGUUCUAUAUGGAACUUGCCUUGGGCCAGUACAAUAGGGAAGGGGCAGCUACUGUUUGGAAGAUAUGCCCUGUUUUUAAAGGCGUGGGCUACACUGUGAUUGUCAUAGCCCUGUACGUUGGCUUCUACUACAACGUCAUCAUUGCCUGGUCCCUCUACUACCUGUUCUCCUCCAUGACUAGUGAGCUACCAUGGCAGAAUUGUGGUAACAUCUGGAACAGUGAAAACUGCACCGACCCCAAAACCAUCAAUGGGUCUGUCCUCCGCCACGGAAUCUCUUAUGCCAAAAAUAAAAUCACCCCUGCAGCAGAGUACUAUGAACGGGGUGUGCUUCAUCUCCAUCAAAGUCGUGGUAUAAAUGACCUGGGAUCGCCACGCUGGGAGUUAGCUUUGUGUUUAGUUGUGGUUGUCUUCAUUCUCUACUUCAGUCUGUGGAAAGGUGUCAAGUCUUCAGGAAAGGUGGUGUACAUCACAGCUACUAUGCCCUACGUGGUCUUGUUUGUGUUGCUCAUUCGGGGUAUAACUCUACCAGGGUCUGGUGAUGGCAUCAGAGCCUACCUCCACAUUGACUUCAAGCGACUAAAAAAUCUGGAGGUGUGGACUGACGCUGCCACCCAAAUAUUCUACUCACUGGGAGCAGGAUUCGGUGUGCUUAUUGCAUUUGCCAGCUAUAACAAGUUUGACAACAACUGCUACAGGGAUGCUCUCUUGACCAGUACUGUGAACUGCAUCACUAGUUUCUUCUCAGGGUUUGCCAUCUUCUCUGUGCUUGGAUACAUGGCUUACAAACAUGGGGUGAAAAUAGAGGAUGUGGCAACAGAGGGAGCGGGUCUGGUGUUUAUUAUCUAUCCUGAAGCUAUUUCUACACUACCCGGCUCAACGUUUUGGGCUAUUGUGUUCUUCAUCAUGCUGCUGACUCUGGGCAUCGACAGCUCUAUGGGUGGGAUGGAAGCAGUCCUCACAGGCCUGACAGAUGAUUUUAAGAUUCUGAAGCGGAACAGAAAACUUUUCACUUUUGCCACUGCCUUUGGAACCUUUCUUCUUGCACUGCUCUGCAUUACCAAUGGUGGAAUCUAUGUCCUGACUUUGCUCGAUAAGUAUGCAGCAGGAACAUCCAUACUGUUUGGUGUGUUGAUCGAGGCCAUCGGAGUGUCUUGGUUUUAUGGUGUGGACCGCUUCAGCGAAGAUAUCGAGCGCAUGAUGGGCUUUAAGCCAGGUCUCUACUGGAGGCUGUGCUGGAAAUUUGUCAGUCCAGUUUUUCUGCUGUUCGUGGUCAUAGCUAGUACUGUGAAUUCAACAGGCCUGAAGUAUGAUGACUAUGUCUUCCCUCAUUGGGCCAACGUUUUGGGCUGGGGUGUAGCAAUGUCCUCCAUGCUUUUUGUUCCCGUCUAUGCCGUGUACAAGUUCUGCACUGUAUCAGGGACAUUCAAAGAGAGGAUAGCCUACUGCAUCACUCCAGAACACGAACAUCAUUUGGUGGCAGAAGGAAAUGUGCGGCAGUUCAAACUCAAGCACUGGUUGGCCAUUUGAUCACAAAUACCCAGAACUGUCAUCCACCAUAUGGAGUUCCUGUGUGCCAACAGUGGUCAGACAAACAAGGAGAUCAACAGGCUCCAUUCUCUCUCAGCAGCCCAGUUCUUUCUCCUGUGCAUCUACCACACAAGGCCUUUGUUUUAAACUGCAGCUUCAGACUAUUUGAUUUCAGAGUUACUCAAACUACUUCAAGUUCUGCAUCAGCUCAUAAGGGACUGGAAGGGCAUUGGAAAAUUUACAGCUACUACCAGGUGGACAUAGUUAUAGUUUUGAGCUUUAGUCAUGGCAUAGCUUUAGUCCUGAUUUUAAAUAUAUGUCAUUGACAUUAUUGCCUCUGAUAAGGUCCAGAAAUUACAAUUAGAACCCAAACCCCUAGUUAACCUCCCUGUCUAUCCUUAUAUAGAGGAUCAUAGUUGCAUCAUGGCCAGUGAUUAUUCAUUAUUACUAUAUCAUAGGAAGAAAUACGUUGUUCUUCCCAUUAUGUUAGCACAGUGGCCUAUCUCAGUCAGUGCCUUAUUAAGUGAGACUCUUCAUCUUUUCAACAGUCCAUACAGAAAGAGAUAGAAUAAACAGUGUUGACUCAGGAACCCACAAACGUCAGAAUUAUUUGUGGAUGGCAAUCUCUUGUGUUUUACUCAGCACUUUGACAUUAACAUCAAAGAGCUCGAGGUCAGCAGCUCAUCGUGUUCAAGUUGUUUAGCAAAGAGAAAGCAGGCCCGACAUAAUGCUUUUGUGUCACGCUGUAUUACAGAAAAGGGAAUUACGCAUAUGCCAUGCCAAGCUUUUAAAGAACUUCAGCUGACUUCGUGAACUCUUAUUCUUUGAAAAGCUGGAACUUGGUCAGUACCUAGCUGAUUCGUUGGGGGAAAAAAUCACCAAAACAAAUGGCGUUACUGUUAUAGAUAGUUUUGUAUUAUCGUGUGAUUUUUAGAUUUAGGUCUUUUUUUUAAAAAGAAAUAUUUGUGGGUUUUCCUCGAAAGUAACAAUGAGAGGCAACAGAGAGAGAGAGAAAGACUGUGAGUGUGUGUGUGUUUGUUUGUGUGGUGGGAAUUUGUUGCAACCAUACAGUUUAUUGUUGGUGUACUGGUCACAGCAACCGAAACUGAAAAAUACUUUAACUUGACUGUAUAUCAAUUCUAACUGCAUGGCAGCAACAUUUGCUUUUUCAUUUUAAACAUAAAGUAACCUAUGGUGUUUUUCAUCACCAUAGAAGUGCCAGCAUGUUCCAUUAGAAGUGACAUGAAUAUUUCCUUUUUUUAUUUAUGGAAUUGAAGCUGAAUUUAACCUUUUAUCAUGGUAAAAAAGAAAAACCUUAUUCAAAGGAUUAAAGCCACAAAUUGAAAAAAACAAACAAACAUUAUAUGUGGAAUAUAUAAGAGACAUAAAAAAUAUAGAAAUAUAUUCUUUUGCUAUAUCUAAUCUUGUAUUUAUCAAAGUGUUUAUAGCAAAUUGUGAAUGUAAAGUAUUUUAAAUGUAACUGUCCAUAGUCAUAAAAUGGUGUUUUAUGUAAAGCUAAGAGGAACUAUUUAGAAAAAAAAAACUUCUGUGUAAUCCUGGGCUACUUUGUCAAGUAUGAGUGUGAACAAUUACACCUUGGAUCUCAUGGAUCAUGUUUACAGAAAUACUGUGUACAAUACCAAUGUCCUGUUGAACGUGAGUGGCAACUGUCAAAAAAGAAGUAUUCACACUACAAGAAUAAAUACAUUUCCCC